CAGAAAUCGUUCACUUUUAAAUCAUUCAAUGUUUUAUUGGAUUGUGUUGUGGUUCGUCUUUAUUUUAAAAAUCUUUUUCCAACCCACAUUUAUAUUCUUACGGAUUUGUAAAUUAAUCAUAAUGAAAGUAUCAGAAGUAGUAAAAUCCUCACGUCGACUAAUAAGUACAUGUGGAGAAUAUAAUGGAUAUCUUUUUAAGCAAAAUACUAGAUCAAUGUUAGAAAAAGUUGCUCAAGAUGAAGGAUUUGUAGACAAAGAGAUUACCUGCUACGGCCAAGUUGGCAAAGGACAAGGUGUCACAGGAGACCUCUUUUUUACAAAUAUAUAUGCUCUUAAUAGUAACAAACGCUUAGAGUUACUCGUUAAACAGGCGACUACUACUAAAAAGGUACGCGACUAUUUUCCAGUCGACCUCUUUUAUAAAAACGAAGUCAAUUUUUACGACCUUGUUUGGAGAGAAUUUGAAAAACAACAGCAAAGACGUCUUGGACGUCUCAUUUUUGAUAAUGUUCCUAAAUGUUACGAUUACAACGUUAAACCUGGAGAGGAAUGCAUUAUACUACAAAAUUUGGGAAGUAAAGGUUAUCGCAAUAUAAAUAAAAGAGAACACGUGCCUAACGAUAUAUUUGAACAUAUUAUAAAAAAGUACGCACAAUUUCAUGGUUUAUCAUAUGUACUUAAAAAGAGUGAUCCACGGAAAUACGAUGAACUGUCACAUAAAUUUGUUCCUUAUUGGGAGCAAGCACAGAAAAUUGUACCGCUAAGAGUUUCUAUCAAGGACGUCUUUUUUAAAUGCUUACAGUAUCUAAAAGAUUCUUCCAAUCAAGACCUUAAAAAUAAAAUGAACGAAUAUUCAACAACUGGACUAGAUGUGUUUAUUCAGUCCAACACCUACAAGGGAAAAAACGGCGUAUUCCUGCAUGGAGACUGUUGGAGUAAUAAUAUGUUAUUUAAAUUUACCGAGACUGGUGAAUUAGAAGAUUUGAAAUUUAUAGAUUUCCAAACUUGCAAAGUGGGAUCCGCUGUUUACGACUUGUCCUAUUGCAUUUAUUCGGGAGGAAGCAAAGACGUUUUAGAUAAUCUUGAUUAUUACCUCAAAUUAUACCACAAGAAUCUAACUGAGACCUGCACGCUAAUGGGAUGCGAGGACUUCAUUUCCCUGGAGGAAUUAAACCAGGAGUGGAAAGAUUACUGCAAAUUUGGAUGGAUCAUGGCAAUGGUAAUUCUAAGAGCAAAAUUAGUCAACGAUGAUGCCAAACUGGAUUUGUAUUUGAUGUUGACUGAGCUUGAGAAGAGGGAAUCCGUGGCGCAUUUGGAAGACAGCGAUGAAGAUGAAAUCGAGAGAAGAACGUUGGUAAUACUUGAGCAUAUGCACAAAAAUGGAUUUAUAUAAGUUGGAAAAAGAUUUUUAUAUGUUUUAAAAUAUCCCUAUUGAUAUAUUUUUAUUAAAUUAACAUUGUAAAAGUUUCUUUAUCAGAUCAACUCUAAUUUAGUGUAAAUUCUGUUGAAAUAUUAAUUACUUUUAGGAAAAUGUUAUAAGCUUGCUUGCGUGUCUAGUCCAUUUUUUAAUAAAAAGUCGUAAGUUAGUAAAGCACAUAUGUAUGGGAUAUUUUAUGUUUUCUGUGAAUAUUUUUAACAUUUGUCAGUACAUUUUAUGAAACUCACUAAUAAAUUUUUAUGAAAUU
Molecule: messenger RNA, 1685 nt
Organism: Diabrotica balteata
Lineage: Eukaryota; Metazoa; Arthropoda; Insecta; Coleoptera; Chrysomelidae
Source: the annotation of a GenBank genome assembly